CCAUCAGCUGAUUGGACACCAAGAAGAAUGUCUCCCUCAUCUGCAGGGGGACAGUUUCACUGUAAAGUAUCCACAGCCCUCACAUUUUAAAGGGGACAAAGAUGAGCCACAGCCCUCUUAUUUCAAAGAGGAAGAGGAGGGAGAGUGUCUUCUAGGGCAGGAGGAGGCUGAUGUCAGCAAGUUUCCACUGACUGUUGUCUCUGUGAAGACUGAAGAGCAUGAAGACAAACCACCUGAGUCCUCACAGCUUCAUCACAGUCCAAACCUCAAUGAAGAACAUCUACCUCAUGAGCGGGAGGUGGAACCACAGUACCCCCACAUACACAAGGAAGAAGAGGUACCACAUUCCCAACACAUCAAAGAGGGAGGAGAGGAGCCACAUCCCCCCCACAUUAAAGAGGAAGAUGAGACGCCACAGACCCAUAAUGUUAAACUGACCCUUCACAUUAAAGGGCAAGCGGAGGACCCACUGAUCUUACACAUCAAAAAGGAAGAGGAUGAUCCACUGACCCCUCACUUUAAGGAGCAAGAGAACCCACUGAACCCUCACUUUAAAGAGGAAGAAGAGGACCAAGAGCCGCCGCACAUUAAAGAGGAAGAGGAGGAAGAGGGCAUCAGUCAGCCUAAAUGGUUGGAGGAGUUCCCAGUGACUGGUGUCCCUGUGAAGAGUGAAGAUGAUGAGGUGAAAGGUGAAAGUGAGGAGAGGGGAGGGGGGGAGCCUCCAAGCAGCAGCUCAACACAACACAUGACAACAGAAGCUGAUGGAGACCACUGUGGAGGAUCACAAGCAGACAAGCUCUUAGCUCCACUAUCAGAUAGUGAGGACACAACGUCACACUCUCCUGACACUGAUGAUGAAGACUCUAAAGAUGAUAAGACAUGUCACACUGACAACACUCACUUCACAUCUUCUCUCUGUCACAAAACUUUUAAAUACCCAAGUCUUCUGAAAGCACACAUGAGAACACACACUGGAGAAACACCUUUUUCUUGCUCAGUAUGUGGUAAAGGUUUUGGACUUAGUCAGAAUUUGAAAGUACACAUGAGAAGACACACUGGUGAAAAACCUUUUUCCUGUUCAACCUGUGGUAAAGGUUUUACACAAAGUCAGAGUUUGAAAGUACACAAGAGAACACACACUGGUGAAAAACCUUUUUCCUCUUCUACCUGUGGUAAAGGUUUUACACAAAGUCAGGAUUUGAAAGUACACAUGAGAACACACACUGGAGAAAAACCUUUUAUCUGUUCAAUCUGUAGUAAAGGUUUUGCAGAAAGUCGAUAUUUGAAAGAACAUAUGAGAACACACACUGGUGAAAAACCUUUUAUUUGUUCAAUCUGUCGCUUAUCUUUUGCAAGGAAGGGAUAUAUGAAAGUGCACAGGAGAACACACAGUGGUGAAAAACCUUUUUCCUGUUCAAUCUGUGGUAAAGGUUUUACACAUAGUACAGAUGUGAAAGUACACAUGAAAACACACACUGGUGAAAAAUCACAUUCCUGUUCAAUCUGCAACAGAAGCUUUAGUCGACAAUCAACCCUUGUAAGACACAUGAGAACACACACUGGUGAAAAACCUUUUUCUUGUUCAACCUGUGGUAAAGGUUUUACACAAAGUCUGAGUUUGAAAAGACACAUGAGAACACACACUGGUGAAAAACCUUUUUCCUGUUCAAUCUGCAACAGAAGCUUUUGUGACCGAUCAAGCCUUGUAGCACACAUGAGAAGACACCCAGGAGAGAAAGUGUUGAGUUGCAGUGUGUGUGGUGAAAGAUUGUCUUCUAAGUACCAGUGUAAGAAACACAAGUGUGCUGGUGAGAACAGCAGCAGCAAAUGAAACUGCAGGAUUUGAAAUAAACUGUCCAGACUUUCAUUUUGACUUUCUAACAACAUCAGCCCAUAUAACAUGUGUGACAUUGUUGUUUGUCUAACAAUCUGU
This is a messenger RNA of Nerophis ophidion (straightnose pipefish), 1933 nucleotides long. Its product is annotated as zinc finger protein 239-like. Bases 746 to 1831 code for a protein of 361 amino acids. NCBI's taxonomy places the organism in Eukaryota, Metazoa, Chordata, Actinopteri, Syngnathiformes, Syngnathidae. The record is from RefSeq and is a predicted model, not a curated record. Gene Ontology annotation, molecular function: DNA-binding transcription factor activity; RNA polymerase II cis-regulatory region sequence-specific DNA binding. The transcript is spliced from 2 exons. Gene Ontology annotation, biological process: regulation of transcription by RNA polymerase II.